AUGGGCGCCCUGCACGAAGGCCAUAUCUCGCUCAUGCGCCAUGCCGCAGCUGAAAACACCGACGUCUUUGUCACAAUCUACGUGAACCCCACCCAAUUCGGCCUGAACGAGGAUCUCGACUCGUACCCAAAGACAUGGGAGACAGACCUGCGCAUAGUAGAGCAGCUGAACCAAGAGCUGGCAAGCUCGGGCCAAGGACGAGUUACGGCCAUCUUCGCACCAGAAACGAAAACUAUGUAUCCUACCCUCCCGCCCGACAGCAGCAUCCCCGGCGUGGGAACGUUUGUCGAGAUGCGCCCGCUUGGCCAAAUCCUUGAGGGCGCAUCAAGACCCGUCUUCUUUCGCGGCGUAGCAACCGUGUGCAUGAAGCUCUUCAACAUUUGCGCUCCGGACCGCGUCUACUUUGGCCAAAAGGACGUCCAACAGACUCGCGUCAUCAAACGGAUGAUCACCGACUUCCACCUCGACAUGGAUCUGCGUAUAAUCCCUACGUCAAGGGAGUCUGACGGCCUUGCUCUUUCAUCUCGCAACGUCUACCUGGGCACCCGCCGCCGCAAUGUGGCUAUUGUUCUCAAUCAAGCACUUCGCAAGGCAGAAAUCAAGUACAAGAACGGGAUGCGCCUGCGGAAUGAUGUGUUGUGGCCUGCGUUUGAUCACACAAACAUGACGCUCCUUGACCAGGAGCAGCUAGAGCCUAACCAGCGCGCAAAGUUUGAAGUCGAUUACAUCAGCCUUGCCGACCCAGAUACCAUGGAAGAAAUCGAGCAGAUUGAUGACAGCAAGGGCGCCAUUCUAAGUGGUGUGGUCAAGAUGCUGCCGGUUGAGGAACCACAGCCAGACAAAGAAGAUUUGGGCCGACUGGACGCUGAGGGUCAUCAGGUUCCUGUCCGGUUACUUGAUAAUAUCAUUCUGGAGCCUAUGAGAUGA
Messenger RNA from Bipolaris oryzae ATCC 44560, 927 nucleotides. RefSeq lists its product as uncharacterized. The transcript has a single exon. Gene Ontology annotation, molecular function: pantoate-beta-alanine ligase activity. The coding region runs from base 1 to 927 and encodes 308 amino acids. NCBI's taxonomy places the organism in Eukaryota, Fungi, Ascomycota, Dothideomycetes, Pleosporales, Pleosporaceae. Gene Ontology annotation, biological process: pantothenate biosynthetic process. The record is from RefSeq and is a predicted model, not a curated record.